AUGAGGGCCGCGAAGGCGGCGGCGGAGAGGACGGAGGACAAAGAGAUAGACUUGCUUCUCAGCGAGAUCCCCCACGUCACGUCCCCGCAGGGGCGGCAGCGCGGGGUGGGCGUCAUCGGCGACGGCAACGGCAACGGCAACGGCAACGGCGUGCAUGGCGCCUCGGGUUCCGACGGCUACACUUCACCAAUGCGCAUCGGGUGCCGACGGGUACACUGCCCCUCGGGUGCCGACGGGUACGAUGCGCAGCGCCACGGCAAGGACGCCUACUACGACAUGGUCCUGAACCGUCGCGACAAUGGUGCUCCACUCCAUGGCGGCGAUGCGGGGGCCGUUGGCUUCCCCGCGCUGGGGGUGGACGACCAGGAGCAUCAGCUGGUCGCGAACCAGCUCCGCGGUCUGCGCAUCGGGGACGCGCAGGCCGCGCUCCAGCGCCAGGGCCCGCCGCCAGUCAUGAGCGCGGCCACGACCGAGGUCCCAGCAGCGCACGGCGCGUACCAUGGGUACAACUUCGCGGCGUCAGGUUCUUCCGUCCGCCAGGAACACAUGUUCCUUGAUCAGGCCAAACCUGUCGGGUACGUCGCAGCACGGCCGCAUCGCUUCGUGUCGGACGUUGGCCUGGAUGACUAUGGUGGUUACCCCAGAGCCCUGGACACCAGCAUUGGCGGUUUCAUGUACAAUAGGGUAGGGCAUGGCACUGGCAUUGGUUGGUGCCAAGGUUUGGUGCAGCCUGAUUUCGCCGAGUCCUACCUGCUUUCCAGUCAGGCUGGUGCAGAGUUUUCCAGCUCGAGUCCGGUUGCCCUUAAGCGACACUAUGCGUAUGGUGGUGUCCCUGUGGCAGCCAACGGGUUUGCGAGAGGCAUAAAUCAGUUUGAUGCAUUCCAUUGUGACAACAGUCUGAUGUUUGAUGGGAAGAACAUGAACUUCCUGGAACGUGAGAGGGAGAGGAGAUUCCAGCGUGUCAAUAGCAGGGCACUGGAGCUUGGGAGUUCUAGGACUUUGAGGUUUGACAAUGUGGUCCGUGUCAAGGAAGGAUCCAUCUACCACAUGGCCAAGGACCAAAAUGGGUGCCGGUAUUUGCAGGACAAGUUUUUGGAAGGGAAGCAUCAUGUCGAUGCGAUCUUUGAAGGAAUCAUUAACCACAUUGCAGACCUUAUGAUCAGCAGUUUUGGCAACUAUCUUGUACAGAAGAUGCUGGAAGUGUGUGAUGAAGGGCAAAGGCUGAGGAUCAUCUUAGUGCUGACGCAGGACCCUGUGAAGCAGCUGAUUGCCAUCUCUCUAAACACACAUGGGACCAGGGUAGUGCAGAGAUUGAUAGAGACUGUUAGGAGCAGAGAUCAGAUUAUGCUCAUCAUUUCAGCCCUACAGCCAAGCUUCAUGCUGCUUGUCAAUGACCCCAAUGGUAAUCAUGUAAUACAGAAAUGUCUGACAAACUUUGGAGCUGAGGAUAACAAGUUCAUAUUUGAGGGCGCUGCAGCCAACUGUUUUAACAUGGCGGUACAUCGCCAUGGAUGCUGUGUUCUACAACGUUGCAUAUCUAAUGCACGUGGUGUAUACCAGGCCAAUCUAAUUGUGGAAAUAUGUGCUCGUGGCUUUGAGCUUGCUCAAGAUCCAUUUGGGAACUAUGUGGUCCAAUAUGUUUUGGAACUGAAAAUUCCUUCUGCAAAUGCACACUUGGCAUCUCAGUUUGAAGGAAAGUAUAUUUAUCUCUCAAAGCAGAAGGUGAGCAGCAAUGUGGUGGAGAGAUGCCUAAAGUUUUUCCCGGACGAUGCCAAAGCUGUCAUAGUACAUGAAUUGCUCUUGCUCAGCGGGUCUCACUUUGAGCAACUGCUGCAAGACCCUUAUGCCAACUAUGUCAUUUACACUGCCCUUCUCCACACCAAGGGCCAUCUGCACAGUGCCCUUGUUGAAGCGAUCCGCCCUCAUGAGGAUGCCAUCCGGACCAGCCCCUGUUGUAAGAGGAUCUGCAGGGCCCUGUCCAGGAGGUGA
Messenger RNA from Miscanthus lutarioriparius, 1989 nucleotides. NCBI's taxonomy places the organism in Eukaryota, Viridiplantae, Streptophyta, Magnoliopsida, Poales, Poaceae. The record is from the annotation of a GenBank genome assembly.